Truncatella angustata is the source of this 1278-nucleotide messenger RNA. RefSeq names its product CDP-alcohol phosphatidyltransferase-domain-containing protein. Gene Ontology annotation, cellular component: membrane. The record is from RefSeq and is a predicted model, not a curated record. The coding region runs from base 1 to 1278 and encodes 425 amino acids. Gene Ontology annotation, molecular function: phosphotransferase activity, for other substituted phosphate groups. NCBI's taxonomy places the organism in Eukaryota, Fungi, Ascomycota, Sordariomycetes, Amphisphaeriales, Sporocadaceae. Gene Ontology annotation, biological process: phospholipid biosynthetic process. The transcript has 2 exons.
AUGGUUUACGUGCGAGAGAAGUACCUGCCGAACUUGAAGCUAUACAAGUAUUCGUCAGUUGACCACUCCCUUGUCUCCAAGUACAUUCUCAAGCCUUUCUACACAAAUGUAGUCAUCAAGUGCUUUCCCAUGAGGAUGGCCCCCAACCUGAUCACCUUGACCGGUUUCUGCUUCGUCAUCGCCAACUUCUUCACCCUACUGUGGUACAACCCGACCCUCGACCAGAACUGCCCGCCCUGGGUGUAUUAUUCUUGGGCCGUUGGCCUGUUUUUGUACCAGACAUUUGAUGCCGUCGAUGGAUCGCAAGCACGUCGCACUCACCAGUCCGGCCCCCUCGGCGAGCUCUUCGACCAUGGCGUUGAUGCGCUGAACACGUCUCUCGAGGUCUUGAUCUUCGCUGGGUCUCAGAAUAUGGGUCACUCUUGGUACACGGUUGCAACGCUUUUUGCAUCUCUAUGCACAUUCUACGUCCAGACUUGGGACGAGUACCACACCAAGACAUUGACCCUCGGAAUAGUAAACGGCCCCGUCGAAGGUAUCCUCAUCCUGGUCUUUAUCUUUGCUUUCACCGGCUACAAGGGGGGCGCCAGCUUCUGGCAGCAGAGUAUGUUGGCUACACUCGGUGUGCCCAGCACCUGGGGCAUUCCCGAGGCCAUCUACCGCCUUAACUUCACGCAGUGGUACUUGGCCCAGGGUAUUCUUGUCCUUGCCUUCAACACGUACGAAUCUGCGCGUAACGUCAUCGAGGCUCGCAGAGCUAGAGGCGAUCGCAGCCGUGGCGCCUUGCUGGGUCUUGUGCCUUUCUUCGCCACAUGGGCGUGGAUCGUGGCCUACCUGUACCUGCAACCCCUCAUCCGCACACAGCACUUGGUUCCCUUCGUCGUCUUUGCCGGUCUUGUCAACGCGUACUCUGUCGGCCAGAUGAUCACUGCGCAUCUCGUGCGGCUGCCUUUCCCUUACUGGAACGUUCUCGUCGUACCUAUUGCUCUGGGUGUCCUGGACUCGGUCGGGCCACUCUUGCAGAAGCACAUCGGGUGGGCCUCUGGCUGGCCUAGUGCUCUUGGUGACGAUGUGUACCAGGUUGCCUUCAUGUUCAGCAUGCUCGGCAUGGCCGUUGGUGUCUACGGCAGCUUUGUUGUUGAUGUGAUUGUCACUAUUUGUGACUACCUCGACAUCUGGUGCCUGACUAUUAAGCAUCCUUACGUUGAGGGCCAGGAUGAUGCCAAGAAGAGCCAACAGGUGCAGAACUCGUCUGCCGGCGAAAAGAAGGAGCUGUGA